AUGCGGUAUUAUGAGCUAGCGAUGAAGAUACAGAUCUUCAUUAUGCAGGACCUCUUUCUGAGCGCGAGCCAGUCUCUCACCCGGAGCGAGUGGCAAAAGAAACUGACUCCAGAGCGGUUCUACGUCACGAGGCGAAAGGGAACCGACCCGCCUUUCAGUGGGAUCUACCUGAAUAACAAGGAAUCAGGAACGUAUCACUGCGUGUGCUGGGACAACCCACUCUUCAGUUGCCGCGUGGCCAAUGUCUUACCCGGUUCCGAGAAAAAGUACUGCUCCGGCACCGGACGGCCUUCGUUUUCUGAGGCUCACGGGACGUCUGGUUCCGAUGAAAGGGACGCGGGGAUCCUGAGAGGCGUGGACACCUCGUUAGGAUUAACUCGCACCAAGGUUGUCUGCAAGCAGUGUGGAGCCCGUCUUGGCCGCGUGCUUCCUGAUGGACGUGGGCCUAGUGGGCAGAGGUUUUGCAUCAACAGUGUGGCACUGAAGUUCAAACCAAGGAAAUACUGA
Puma concolor (puma) is the source of this 507-nucleotide messenger RNA. NCBI's taxonomy places the organism in Eukaryota, Metazoa, Chordata, Mammalia, Carnivora, Felidae. The record is from RefSeq and is a predicted model, not a curated record.